Molecule: messenger RNA, 2460 nt
Organism: Jaculus jaculus (lesser Egyptian jerboa)
Lineage: Eukaryota; Metazoa; Chordata; Mammalia; Rodentia; Dipodidae
Gene: Kifbp
Product: kinesin family binding protein
Exons: 7
Coding region: 1-1890 (629 amino acids)
Molecular function (GO): protein binding
Source: RefSeq, a predicted model, not a curated record
AUGGCGAGCAGCGGGCCGUGCGCCGAGGUCCGGGAGAAGUUCCAGGCGGCGCUGGCGCUGGCGCGGCUGGAGCUGCGCCGGAACCCCGAGAAGGAGCCGUACAAGUCCAAGUACAGCGCGCGGGCGCUGCUCGAGGAGGUGAAGGCGCUGCUCGGGCCGGCGCCCGACGACGACGACGACGACGACGAGGACUGGGGCCCGCGCGCCGAGGCGGGCGCCGGGGAGCACGCCCUGGGCCCGCCCGCCGCCCCCGCCGCCGCCCCGCUGGAGGUCGCGGGCCCCGCGGCCCAGCGCGCGCUGCGGCUGGCGGUGAUCGAGUUCCACCUGGGCGUGAACCACAUCGACACCGAGGAGCUGUCGGCCGGCGAGGAGCACCUGGUGAAGAGCCUGCGGCUGCUGCGCAGGUACCGCCUCUCGCACGACUGCAUCUCGCUCUACAUCCAGGCGCAGAACAACCUGGGUAUCUUGUGGUCUGAAAGAGAAGAAAUUGAAACUGCUAAGGCCUAUCUAGAGUCGUCAGAGGCUCUGUAUAACCAGUAUAUGAAGGAGAUUGGAAGUCCUCCUCUGGACCCUACUGAGCACUUCCUUCCUGAAGAGGAGAAGCUGACUGAACAGGAGAGAUCCAAAAGGUUUGAGAAGGUUUACACUCACAACCUCUACUACCUGGCUCAAGUCUACCAGCACAUGGAGAUGUUUGAGAAGGCCGCCCACUACUGCCACAGCACCCUGAAGCGCCAGCUCGAGCACAGCGCCUACCAUCCCAUGGAGUGGGCUAUUAAUGCGGCCACGCUGUCGCAGUUUUACAUCAACAAGCUAUGCUUCAUGGAGGCCAGGCACUGCUUGUCAGCCGCUAAUGUUAUUUUUGGUCAAAUUGGAAAAAUCCAAACCACAGAAGACACUCCUGAAGUGGAAGGGGACCUGCCGGAGCUGUACCACCAGAGAAAGGGCGAGAUUGCGCGGUGCUGGAUCAAGUACUGCCUGGCGCUGCUGCAGAACGCCCAGCUCUCCAUGCAGGACAACAUCGGAGAGCUGGAUUUCGACAAGCAGCAGGAGCUCAGAGCGUUGCGGAAGAAGGAGCUGGACGAGGAGGAGAGCAUCAGGAAGAAGGCCGUGCAGUUCGGGAGCGGCGAGCUGUGUGACGCCAUCUCCGCCGUGGAGGAGAAGGUGCGCUACUUGAGGCCCCUGGACUUCGAAGAAGCCAGGGAACUUUUCCUGCUGGGCCAGCACUACGUUUUGGAGGCCAAAGAGUUCUUCCAGAUCGACGGGUAUGUCACAGACCACAUCGAAGUUGUGCAGGACCACAGCGCCCUGUUCAAGGUGCUUGCGUUCUUUGAAACCGACCUGGAGAGGCAGUGCAAGAUGCACAAGCGCAGGAUCGCCAUGCUGGAGCCGCUGCUCGUCGACCUGAACCCGCAGUACUACCUGCUGGUCAACAGGCAGAUCCAGUUCGAAAUCGCCCACGCGUACUAUGAUAUGAUGGACUUGAAGGUGGCCAUUGCGGACAAGCUGAGGGACCCUGAUUCUCACAUCGUGAAAAAGAUCAACAAUCUGAAUAAGUCAGCGCUCAAGUACUACCAGCUCUUCCUAGACUCCCUGAGAGACCCGAACAAAGUGUUUCCCGAGCACCUGGGGGAAGAUGUGCUCCGCCCCGCCAUGUUGGCCAAGUUCCGCGUGGCCCGUCUUUAUGGCAAAGUCAUCACCGCAGAUCCCAAGAAAGAGCUAGAAAACCUGGCAACGUCGCUGGAACAUUACAAGUUCAUUGUCGAUUACUGUGAGACGCACCCUGAGGCCGCCCAGGAGAUAGAAGUUGAGCUAGAACUUAGUAAAGAGAUGGUCGGUCUUCUCCCGACAAAGAUGGAGCGGUUCAGAGCCAAGAUGGCCCUGACUUAGCUAACCUUGUUUGGAAGGGAAGGAAAUGUGCAGUGCCGAAGUGAUUGUCCCCGCAGUGACCAGGCCCAGGCCACCGUGACAGUUACGGCCACGGCCAGACCAGUGUGUCCAGUACACUGCAAGUUCACGUAAGUCAGGCACCUGGCCGGAGCCACUGCUGGAACCGUGAACAACAUAAAGUUACCUGAUAAUUUAUGCCUAAUUAUGUAAAUUGUCUUACCAAGGCAAACAUGUUUUGCAUCUUAGAUUGCUUGUUUUCCCAUUGAAAUGUAAACAUUCCCUGCCUCAGUUUCCAAAUAUAGGUCCUUUGUCGACUAGUGCUUGAUAGAUUUCAUCCUAGGGAAAAUACCAAGUAACACACCUGGUCAGUAGCCUGUUAAUACAUUGACUCUGAGAAAGUGCACUUCCUGUGGUCACCCAUUUUAAAAUGCUCACGUUUUCCUAAGUUCCCAAGGAAAUCUUUCCCUUUUGAGAAUAAUAAAAACUAAAUUGUUGUAAAAUAGUUUAUCUCGAUUAUGGAGGUAAUGGCCUUGCAAGUACAAUAAAUUGACUUGUUUCAACUGAUAAAAA